Messenger RNA from Bufo gargarizans (Asiatic toad), 5040 nucleotides. It is a transcript of the gene FBXO38, whose product is annotated as F-box protein 38. Gene Ontology annotation, molecular function: protein binding. Lineage: Eukaryota; Metazoa; Chordata; Amphibia; Anura; Bufonidae. Gene Ontology annotation, cellular component: nucleus; cytoplasm. The coding region runs from base 122 to 3631 and encodes 1169 amino acids. The transcript has 22 exons. The record is from RefSeq and is a predicted model, not a curated record. Gene Ontology annotation, biological process: protein K48-linked ubiquitination; SCF-dependent proteasomal ubiquitin-dependent protein catabolic process.
GCCAGGGCUGCCUGCACUCUGUUUCCGGUAGCCAGAGAGGCUCAGCAGCUGGACGGCAGGGGCCGGCUCUUACCGUUUACCUGGCGGGGAGGAAAGUUGCUUAGAGAUUUAAGUUUUGAAGAUGGGGCCUCGACGGAAAUCUGUAAAACCAUGUCGAAUGAAUGGCAGUGGUAUGGAAAACGGCAAAUCCAUUGAUCCUAAGGAUUACAUGAAUCAGUUGUCACAUGAAGUGCUAUGUCAUAUAUUUAAAUAUCUUCCACUGCAAGACAUUAUGUGCAUGGAAUGCUUGUCAAAGAAGCUGAAGGAAGCAGUGACUCUGUAUCUGCGUGUUGUCAAAAUGGUUGACCUCUGUGCUGGACGCUGGUGGGAGUAUAUGCCAACAGGCUUCACGGAUUCUAGUUUUCUGAAACUGCUUAAGAAAAUGCCGGAUAUUGAACAGCUUUAUGGCCUUCACCCAAGAUAUUUGGAGAGACGCAGAGUUCGGGGCCAUGAGGCCUUCAGCAUCCCCGGCGUGCUAGAAGCUUUACAGUCGUGCCCAAAUCUUCUGGGUGUAGAGACAUCACAUCUUGAACUUGUAGAAGCUAUAUGGACGUAUAUGCCACAAGUUCACAUUUUAGGCAAGUUUCGGAAUCGCAAUGGAGCUUUUCCUAUACCCCCAGAAAAUAAGCUCAAGAUACCCAUUGCUGCAAAAAUCCAGACCUUACAUUUAGUGGGAGUGAAUGUUCCUGAAAUUCCCUGCAUUCCCAUGCUGCGUCAUCUUUAUUUAAAGUGGGUGCGUCUAACCAAACCUCAGCCUUUUAAAGACUUCUUGUGCAUUAGCCUACGGACCUUUGUGAUGCGAAAUUGUGCUGGGCCCACAAACUCCUUAAAGUAUGUGCCACUGGUCACUGGUUUGGCAUCUGCUCGCAACUUGGAACAUUUAGAGCUGGUCAGAGUUCCUUUCCUAGGCGGCCUUAUACAACAUGUGGUGGAAGACAGCUGGAGAUCUGGAGGCUUCCGGAAUUUGCACACAAUCGUUUUAGGAGCAUGUAAGAAUGCUUUGGAAGUUGAUCUUGGCUACCUCAUAAUUACAGCUGCUAGACGGUUACAUGAAGUACGCAUCCAACCUUCAUUGACCAAAGAUGGAGUUUUCUCUGCGCUUAAGAUGGCUGUGCUAGAGUUUCCACAGUUUGAAACUUUACAUUUGGGCUAUGUGGAUGAAUUUUUGUUACAAUGUAAGAUGACCAAUGCAGAUCUAAUGAAGUACGGCUUGGCUGAUGUGGCUGAGAAUCCUGGCAUUAUCACCGAUAUUGGGAUGAAAGCUGUAAAUGAAGUCUUCUCCUGCAUCAAAUACUUAGUAAUUUACAACUGUCCCCACCUUCAUAAUCCAAAAAAUUGGAUCACAGAUCACUCCCGGUGGAACCGCUUGGUUGAUCUUAGCUUGGUGCGAUGCCAUGCCAUUAAGCUGGAAUCCUUCAGUCAGUUUGUUGAGCUACUCCCCAGUUUAGAAUUUAUCUCUCUGGACCAGAUGUUUCGGGAGCCCCCUAAGGGUUGUGCUCGUGUAGGCCUUAGCGCAGGAACAGGUAUUGGAGUGUCCUCCGCCCUUGUGAGCAAUCAGAACUCUAACAAUGAGAAUGAAAACAACAACAAUCACCAGAACAACAACAACCUGCAACACAAUAACAAUAAUCAACAGCCACAAAAUAUCCCUCCACCUCAACAUGAGGAGGGAAAUGAGGAUCCUGAAGUCAGAGCGGAGAACCAUGUAGAGGAACCACAUAUAGCCGCUGAAGCUCUAAAUGACAUGGAAGACGUUCCACAAGAGGAUGUUAGACCAGCUGCGCAAGACAAUGAAGCUGGAGUUCCGAAUUUGGCCAUUAUACCAAUGGAUGUGGAUGAAGAACGAGCAGGUCCCAGUGGUUUGCAGCCUGCUGUAAAAACUGCACCAAUCACUGUCCAUGAUUCUGACAGCGAGGAUGAAGAUGACCUUGGAAGUGGCUCCAAUGCUGGUAACGCAUCUGUCAACAACUAUCCUCAAGAGGAAGAUAAAGGUUUUCAGUUGUCUGGACCUCAGGACACCACGAAUGAUUGUGCUGUAAGUGGUAAAGGUAAAACACCUUUGAGGAAAAAGUGCAAUGUUGCCUUGAAGAGUCCAGCUCAGCAAACUGCACCAAGUGAAGAAAGUAGCUGUGAAAAGGGGUGCCAAGUGACAAGUGAACAGAUAAAAGCGGAUAUGAAGGCAGCCAGUGACCCCUCUGACAGAAGCAAAGGAAAAGAUUGUUCCAAUGAAGUGAAUGCAGCAGGUGACAUUAUAGAUGCAAAUGACCAAAAUAUGGAGACAGAUCAGUCUUUGAAUGAGAGCCCUGAUUCUGCCGUGGAAGUAGAUUUAUGUACUUGUAAUAGAUCAGAAGAUUUGGAGCUCAAUGCUGCUCAGGGACAAGAGACAGGUACAUUAUGUCCUCAUUGCUCCAAAAAUGUGAAGCAGGAACAAAAUUCACAAAGGAGAAAUAGCGGAAGUUGUGACCUACCACAGCCUUCAACCAGUCACUCCUCUCCAGGGGAUGGCUCUGAAUGCACUCUCAGGACUCCAUGCAAUGGAGCAAACAGGACUAAUUCAGGUAUAGGGGUGGAUUCAAAUGCAUCUUCUGUAAACAGGGUACAGCAAGGGGGUGCUAAUCCAAACAGGCCUCUCACAAGAGCAAGAACAAGGCUGUCUCAGGUGUCUCUUAUUUCUGAUGGGGAAUCCACACCAAAAAGCCGAAAAGCUGUAAAGAGGAAACGCACGGCUGAUAAAUCUACAAGCACCAGUGAUCCAGUUAUUGAAGAUGACCAUGUCCAGGUUUUGAAUCUUAAAUCGAAGAACCUUGUGGGUAUUACCUUAACUAACUGUGGCAUCACGGAUUUGGUCCUAAAGGAUUGCCCCAAAAUGAUGUUCAUCCAUGCAACACGAUGCCGUGUACUGAAGCACUUAAAGGUGGAAAAUGCUCCAAUAGUCAAUCGCUUCGAUUAUGCUCAAUGUAAGAAGCUUAACAUGGAACAAGUUCUUGACCAGAUCCUUAGAAUGCCCCCUGAACGAAAUCGAAUCAUCUACCUACGUCCCAUGCAGCAAGUAGACACAUUGACAUUAGAAAGAAAAAUAUUCAGUGGUCCAUACCCUUAUCACAUCUGUAUGAUACAUGAAUUUAGCAAUCCUCCUAAUGUUAGAAAUAAAGUGCGCGUCCGCAGCUGGAUGGACACUAUAGCAAACGUCAAUCAAGAGCUCAUUAAAUACGAAUUCUUUCCCGAGGCCACUCGCACGGAGGAAGAUGUAAAAAAAUAUACAAAAUAUCCCUGGGGUCGAGACAUUUACACCCUGGAAGGUGUUGUGGAUGGUGCUCCGUACUCAAUGAUCACAGACUUUCCUUGGUUACGCUCACUGAGAACUGCUGAACCAAACAGCUAUGCAAGAUAUGACUUUGAGGAUGAUGAAAAAACUACAAUAUAUGCACCAAGGAGGAAAGGGCAGCUUUCUGCAGACAUUUGUAUGGAAACAAUCGGUGAAGAGAUUUCAGAGCUGCGGCAGAUGAAGAAAGGGGUUUUCCAACGAGUUGUUGCCAUAUUUAUCCAUUAUUGUGAUGUUAAUGGAGAACCUGUAGAAGAUGACUAUAUUUAGACAGAACUUAUUGCCAUCAUUGCAUCAGUUUUAUUUUAUCUAGCUGCAUAGGCUAGAGAUGUGGCAAGUAAAAGGUUGAUCUAAUGGCAAUUGUCAACAUUCCCCAUUGGAUCCUUUUGCAGCAAGCUACAGAGUGGGGCAAGUACAUUCCCCGAAGACCAGCAAAGAAAACCGUACAGCAGCUCGGCAUUAUUAAUCCCCAACUUUCUCCAUUGGCAUUAAGUCUUCCUAAGAGCUUGGAUUCAAAGGUAGUGCUUUUGCAUAGGACUGUGUGUACUCAUCUCAAAAUUUGAUUAUGAAAGAUAGCUUCCAUUAAGUUCAUCUAUUUAGUGUCAUAGGUCCCCUUAAGAAUCUGGCUUCUUCAUUUUCAUAAUUCUGCAAAAUUAAAAUAUAAUGUAUGAUGUCUUUAUGGUGGUAGCCCUCCACUCUCAACUAAGACGGCUAAACAUUUAGUAAAACUGUUUAGUGCUAGUUAGAAUACUAGAUAUUCCCAGGGGAUGGAUACCCUUCUUCAGGUAUUGACACACUUAAGCCUACAGGUUAACGUUCGAGCCAGGAAAGCUUUGGAGAAGUAUGUAUAUCAUGGUGGCGUAGCUGAAUGGGGAGUCCUUUAGUAGAUGCAUAAAGGCCUUAAGUUAUUGUCCAGUAUGGAAACAGUCUGAAGAAAGAUAUAUACAAAUGAACAGGUCAUUUCCCAGUAUCUUGCUGUGAUCUUAACAGAAAAGGAUGCAACUAGUCUGUAUGUUAUCCUUACCAGACCGAUAUGCAGCACUGACAGUCCUGUGAGGUGCGAAGGGUUAAUUGCAAAGUACUUAGUGCUUGUGCUAAGUCUUUAGAUAGGAUAGGAGAUAAUUAGCUGAUCGCUGGGGGUCCGACAGCUGGGACCUUUGCAUAUGAUAACGGGUGUCCUGUUCCCCCAUUCUGAUGGACUUGCAGAUCUUGAAUGAGACCCACUGCUCCAUUAAUUCUCUAAGGGAGUUUCUGACAUAGCUGAGCACUGUACUCUGCUAUAUACAGCACUCCCAUAGAGAGUUAGUGCGCAUGCCCAACCUGCGGAAAUUGGGAACAGGACCCCUCUUCUCAUGAUCGGUGCAGGUCAGCUUAGUUAUCCCCUAUCCUGCGGACUUAGAAACCUAGCACAACCUCCUUAAGCAUUUUUUUUUUGUAAGAUUCUAAUUUGUUCUGAUUAGUUGCACUGAGUUGAAGCUGCCAUAUUCUAGAAGGUAAAUCACGUUUCAAAUGAGCAGUUUCUAGUUAAUGUACAAAUUUGUAUUUUUUGUAUAAUUUUUUUUUUUUCUAAUUGCACAGAGCAGAUUGUAAAAUGUAUGACAAUGGUUUGUCUGGAUUUUUAAUUCUAUCUUCACCCUUCCAGAUAUGGUAAAACAGUGUCAAGUAAAAAGUAAAUGAAC